AUGUCUUCUACAACCAUCAGAUACGGCGCCAUGCCGAAAGAGCUCCCCACGGACGACCCUGACGAUGUCCUGUUCAACUCCAUGUACGGCGUGCGAACCAUAGAACUGAAUCGGCCUAAGAAGCUCAACUCACUCAAUGGAUCAAUGGCAAGAAAAAUCCUGCCUCGGCUUCGGGAGUGGGAAAAAUCUCAAAUGGCGAACGUCGUUCUAAUCAGCGGCGCUGGCCCAAAAGCUUUCUGCGCGGGCGGUGACGUUGCUGAACUAGCGCUGCAGAAUAAAGAAGGUCCAGAAGGCCAAAAGAAGUCCUCGGACUAUUUUGCGCUCGAAUACAAAUUGGACCAUCUGAUUGCGACAUACAGUAAACCAUACAUAGCAAUCAUGGAUGGUAUAACCAUGGGAGGUGGCGUUGGUCUUUCAGUCCAUGCACCUUUCCGGAUUGCCACCGAAAAGACCGUCUUUGCUAUGCCUGAGACGACCAUUGGUUUCUUCCCUGAUGUCGGUGGAAGUUUCUUUUUGCCUCGUUUGGAUGGUGAGAUUGGUACCUAUCUAUCGUUGACCUCCGAGCGACUCCAUGGUGUGCAGGCUUUCUAUGCUGGCAUUGCCACACAUUACAUCGACAGCUCUGUGUUGGCACAAAUGACAACCCGACUCUCUGAGCUUGUUUUCAAGGAUUACGCAGAUCUUAAGGAACGACUUGAGCUCAUCGACUCCACGAUCUCCGAGUUUUCGAGCAGUCUGCCCUCACCGGAUUCGUACGACGCUGCCCAAUAUGGAAAUCUCACCGGUGCACUGCGAGAAGCUGUCGAUCGAGUCUUCAAGUACAACACGAUAGAGGAGAUAUUGGGCGCUCUCCAGAAAGAAACUGGUUCAGCAGAUGCGAAGAUCGCCGAAUGGGCGAAAGCAACUCAAAAGACUAUCGCCAUUCGAUCUCCCACCAGUCUUCGGGUCACGCUACGUCAGCUAAGAGAAGGGAGGCACUGGAACAUUUCUGAGACCUUCGUCAAAGAACACAAGAUGGCCAGCAGAUUCAUGGCACACCCCGACUUUGUCGAGGGCGUAACUGCACGUCUGAUCAACAAACCGCCCACGAAACCCGAGUGGAAACCUGCCAAGUUAGAGGACGUCUCGACAGCGGAUGUGGAUGAAUUUUUCGUCAUGCCUACUGAACAAGAGGCUCUGGAAUUGGUGGAGCCUUACAAAGGAGCACUCGACCAGCAUUACACAGACUAUCCGCACGCCAAAUUUGCGUUACCCCGAGAGGCAGAUAUCGAGGUUGUUGUCAAGGACGUGGGCAAGGAAGGCUCAAAGAGAGUGGUUGACGAGCUUUUGAGGCAGUGGAAGAACAAAGCUGGCGUGAGAGAGAAAGUCCAAGAUGUAAUUGCACGCAAGACUGUUUCCAGUGAUGGCAAAGCCCUUCGCUGGAAAGGUGAAAGUCCCCGUUUAUAG
Cladophialophora psammophila CBS 110553 is the source of this 1446-nucleotide messenger RNA. RefSeq lists its product as uncharacterized. The record is from RefSeq and is a predicted model, not a curated record. NCBI's taxonomy places the organism in Eukaryota, Fungi, Ascomycota, Eurotiomycetes, Chaetothyriales, Herpotrichiellaceae. Gene Ontology annotation, molecular function: 3-hydroxyisobutyryl-CoA hydrolase activity. Gene Ontology annotation, biological process: L-valine catabolic process. Bases 1 to 1446 code for a protein of 481 amino acids. The transcript has a single exon. Gene Ontology annotation, cellular component: mitochondrion.